Molecule: messenger RNA, 582 nt
Organism: Endocarpon pusillum Z07020
Lineage: Eukaryota; Fungi; Ascomycota; Eurotiomycetes; Verrucariales; Verrucariaceae
Exons: 2
Coding region: 1-582 (193 amino acids)
Source: RefSeq, a predicted model, not a curated record
AUGACCGGUGAAGCUGCCUCCUCACCAGUGUCUCGAACCCGCAUUAAAAAUCGCAGAAAGCGGUACCUCGACCUUCAUCCCGAGUAUUUCACAUCUGCGAAUCUCGAGCUGGCGGAUCCACUCCUCUAUGACCGUCUGAUCCGCCGUUUCCAGACCCCCGCAGAGCGCGAAGCCGAGGGACGACAAAAAGGCUACAGUGGCACGCUUGAAGCGGAUCUGCUUCGAUCAGAGGCUAAGCUUAAUGCGCUGGCGCAUCCGGAUCCGAAUCAGACGUUUAGCUACAGACGGGGACCAGACGGCGAGAUUCUGGCGGAGGAGAAGGAUGAGGUUCCAAAGGACAAGGAGGAGGGGUAUGCGAAGUGGAAGUGGGAGAUGGAGAUGCGGUUUGUGAGAGGUGGGGAUGCAGAUUUUGAGUAUGAGAAGGUGGAUGAGAGCGAGGAAUAUGAUGAUCGGGGGGUUGAGGAACAGGAAGCGGAGGAGAAGUGGUUUGAUGAGGAGGAAUCGAAUUUCGUGAAUGAGGAGGGGUUAAGGAGAUCGAAGAGUAGAGAGCUGCAGGGCGAAACAGGUAUUCAAGAUUUUUGA